Molecule: messenger RNA, 2270 nt
Organism: Corythoichthys intestinalis (scribbled pipefish)
Lineage: Eukaryota; Metazoa; Chordata; Actinopteri; Syngnathiformes; Syngnathidae
Gene: fam162a
Product: family with sequence similarity 162 member A
Exons: 5
Coding region: 114-593 (159 amino acids)
Biological process (GO): neuron apoptotic process; cellular response to hypoxia; positive regulation of release of cytochrome c from mitochondria
Cellular component (GO): mitochondrion
Source: RefSeq, a predicted model, not a curated record
CUCUGCGGCGCUAGGCUAAAGGCUACUAGUUUGACUUUCAGUAGCGGCGGACUCGGACGGCAGCUCUGUUUACAUGCAAGUCUCAACAGCAACAGAGGCGCAAAAAUAACAAAAUGAAUUUCAUCAGAAGCCGACUUUCGUUUGGAAACAUUUUGGGUUCAAGGUACUUCUUACAAGAGCGGAGCCUAAGGGGGAUGUGCAACAAACUACAGGAGGUCAAAGCAGAGCCUCCAGCGGCUCCUCCAGCACAAACCUCCCCCAAUCUGGGCUUCAAAAUCCCAGGCUACAGACCCUCGAAUUUCGACAGAAAAAUGCUGCUGUGGACGGGACGCUACAAGACUGCCGAGCAGAUCCCUGAGCUGGUAUCGUUUGAAACGCUCGACGCCGCCAGAAACAAAAUGCGUGUAAAAGUGUGUUACAUCAUGAUGGCAGCCACAAUAGGCGGCUGCUUGUUGAUGGUCAUCCUAGGCAAACGGGCCGCUGGCAGAAAUGAGUCUCUGACGGGUCAGAAUAUGGAGCGGAAGGCCAGAUGGAGGGAGGAGCUACAGAGAGAGCAGGCGGCCGCCGUCUCCUUGCCCGAUAAGGCGCAGUGACGUCCCUGUCUGAGAGUCCCUAGAGAUUACGGCGGAAGGAAGCACUGGAUUGAAAUGGAAUGUUUUUGGUUGGAAACGUAAUGCGGCUCUUUUAAACCCAAAUAGUGGCCACGAAUGCCAUGUGCUUAACUGCAGAUGAAAAGAUGUGGUUUUUUUUGUGGUAUGCAUAAAAAAACUAUAUACUGUAUGUAUUCGUCACGUGUAAUGUGGCAUUUGAACACAAACAGGCAAAACAAAUUGAGGAAGUGAAUUGGAGUUCUUCCCUAACAGCAACCGGUCACCAAAUUUUGUCUAGCUGGCAACACGAUUUCAGCAUUUAAGUGGAAUUCACCAAAAUGGAUUGUCAUAUUUUCCUCAUGGGGUUGGUGGAGGUCAUUGUCUAAAAUUCGUCUAAAAACGCUAAUGGUACAAAUGUCACGUAAAAUUGCCUUUUGCUUUGUAUACAAGUGCCAAAAAACUAGUUUCAAAAACUGAAUCUAUGUUGUACGAGUCCACCGCACACAGCAACCGAUAUUUCAGGCCUUAGUUUCAAGUUCGAUUAUAGCAGAUAAAUGUUAAAGCGGCACUUUUGCACUUCAAUGAUUCACGAUAUAGCCCUAAUAUAUUCGGGAAAUACUUCGAACAUGCUUCUCAAUGGUUCAGCUGACAUUUUCCCCAUUAUAAAAGACUAUUGUCAGCAGUAAAAGGGUUUUUGAUUCUGUCUUUACAACGAAUGUCCCGCCUUCCAUCAAUUACGAGAUAUGUUCUUCAUCCAGCUCGCCACACCUCUGUAAACGAAGAUUAGGACCUUUAUGCUUUUCAAUGACACGGCACAGUUUUCAACCAUGUUAAUGUCUGUACAUAGUAAAAACAUGGCAAAUACAGGUCUGGUCAAAGUUUGUCAUGAUUUGAGUAGAUUGUAAUGACUGGUGCUACAAUUGAUAGGUCACUGGAUUCCUUUUUAUACAAAAGUCAGGAGAGGGUCGCACAAACUCAAUACAAUAGUGUUUAUCCAUCGUUGUUCUUUAAAGCCCGUUUCCUAUUAAAAUACUUUUCCCACGACACGCUUCUGGAAACACCUGCAUGCAAUACACCAUGUUGGAGGUCCAGACAUGACUGGUUGUUACGGUGCUAAUAGAGACAUUUGACCGUAUGACCAAGCUGCAGCCAACCUACAAAAAUCGCUGCACUUUUCAAAAGGAGCAAUUACUAAGUUCCAACACUUUCAGCUUGAGGACUUUUCGUGGUCUACAAGUACAUUUAUACUACAAGAACGUGUAUUUAAUUGUACUCAACUAUGGUUAUUUGCACUACAACUAUGUGUGCUUGCGGGUACAUUAGUUUCAUCUUGGUUGCAGUACCAUUUUUGCCCACCAAUCUGACAUAUUGCUCCUCUAACCUUUAGCGAUGACAAAAAUGAUGAGAUUGCCGUUAUUAUGGUAAGAGAGGAAAUGACCCACAAUUGGGUCUUAGACCAGUGAGCCUUUAAUCAGCAGGGCCGAGAACGAAAAGUGGUAUUUGCAUGCAACUUGGCAUUUUUGCCAUGUGACUUAUUUUGCCAUGUGGUAAAAUUGAUUUUGACAUGUGGCAAAAUUGAUUCUACCAUGUAGCAUAUUUUUGCCAUGUGGCCAAAUUUUGUCAUGUGGCAAAAUGUAUUUUGCCACGUGGCAUUAUUUUUGCCAUGUGGCUUUUUUUUUU